Messenger RNA from Alosa alosa (allis shad), 1561 nucleotides. Its product is annotated as retinoschisin-like. The transcript is spliced from 6 exons. Bases 58 to 864 code for a protein of 268 amino acids. NCBI's taxonomy places the organism in Eukaryota, Metazoa, Chordata, Actinopteri, Clupeiformes, Clupeidae. The record is from RefSeq and is a predicted model, not a curated record.
GUGCAGAGGCUCAACUGCCCUCCCUUUGGCCUAAGGAUGGCCUUAAGAUAGACCUGAAUGGAUCUGUGCAAACUCUUUUGCUCUCUGCUCCUCUUUGCGCUAUUACUGUCGAUAGGUCUCCAUUUUGCGUUAAUUGGAGUUAACACUCAGGAGGAGGAAGAGCAGGAGGAACAGGAACAGGAACCGGAACCAGAGCAGGAAGAAGAGCAAGAGGAGCCAGAUAUUCAAGAAGAGGAGUCCAUCGAGACUUGGACAGGAAGGGCCUGCACGUGUGAUUGCGAGGGGGGCUCCCCGUCCGGGAUCCCCACCUUCGCACCCAUCACUACUGUGGCUCCGCCCCCACCCUCCCGCUACUUCCUGGAAUGCAUGCCAGAGUGUCCAUACCACCAAGCCCUCGGCUUCGAGUCUGGCGCAGUGACUUCCGAUCAAAUCAGCUGCAGCAAACAAGAGCAGUACAUCGGCUGGUUCUCUUCCUGGACUCCUGAAAAGGCUCGUCUUAACAGCCAAGGCUAUGGGUGUGCAUGGCUUUCAAAGUUCCAGGACACCAGCCAAUGGCUCCAGAUUGACCUAAAGGAAGUGGGUGUGAUUUCUGGCAUCCUGACCCAGGGCCGCUGUGAUGCGGACGAGUGGAUAACCAAGUACAGCGUCCAGUACCGCACAGAUGAGAACCUCAACUGGGUGUACUACAAGGACACAACAGGGAACAACAGGGUGUUCUACGGGAACGCAGACAGGUCCUCAAUGGUGCAGAACUUCCUGCGCCCGCCAAUCGUGGCACGCUACAUCCGCCUGCUGCCCCUGGGCUGGCACACGCGCAUUGCCAUCCGCAUGGAGCUGCUCAUGUGCCUCAACAAGUGCGCCUGAGCUUCUGGAAGCUUCUGAGGCCCUGGUCAACCAGACCUGAUUAUUUACCUUACUCUCCUCGUUCCCCUGCCCACAGAAAGAGUAGUGCUAACAGUUAAUGGUGUCCCCCUGUCCCCUUCUUCGUGUUCCCACCUGUCCAACACCUACUCAUUUUUUUGGUUUGUUACUCUAAAAACAUGUGGCCAAUGGUGACAACACACUUGAUGUGUUGGGUUAAAAAGAGCUUUUAGAUGGGGGAAGUGAACCAUUGAAAUUCCAUUGGAAGAAUGUGCAAUGUUAGUUAUCCUAUCCAUGUGUAACCCCUGGAUUAACCGGAUGAACGGGAUAAAAGUGAUGAGACACUUUGGCGGAUAGAACAUGCAGGUGCUAUACAUUCAAUGAAUAUGGCCAAGUGAAGGAUAGGGUGGACAGACUGUAGCUUUAUGUGUGUGGUUCUCUGUGUGUGCCCUGUUUGUGUGUGCGUCAUCAGGAGUGUGUGUGUGUGUGUGUGUGUGUGUGUGUGAUAUGUGGUCCUAACUGUACUGUGUAUGUGGUGGUGUAUGUGAUUACUGCUUUGAUGCGUGGUGGUGAAAUAGAGCUAAACCUCUUCUGUUUUCCUGCAAAGUGGUGGUGUCUAUUUUCUACUUUUCUGUGAGUGUACACGGGAUUACUAUUCAAGGGCAGUCAUGUCCUUCAAUAAACCAACAUGAUCCACACA